Molecule: messenger RNA, 2259 nt
Organism: Vicia faba (fava bean)
Lineage: Eukaryota; Viridiplantae; Streptophyta; Magnoliopsida; Fabales; Fabaceae
Source: the annotation of a GenBank genome assembly
AUGCCUAUGGCUGUGCAGUCAAAACAGCUGCUGCUGAUGAUGGUCUUUUUUGCAAAAGCAGCUACUCAGUUAAUAUCUAUGCCAAAUUGUCCAACAAAGUGUGGCUCUAUCACCAUUCCAUUCCCAUUUGGAACCAGCAAGGAUUGUUCCUUAGACAACACCUUUCUCAUCAAUUGCAACAAAACAUCUUCAUCUUCAACCUCAACACAAGUACCUUCCUUGCCAUAUAGUAAUCAAACUGUCCUAAACAUCUCACUCAACGGUGAACUUCACGUUGCAUGGCCAGUAGCCAGAGAUUGCUAUGCUGAAAAUAGAAAACUUGUGAACCAAACAUAUUGGGGUAUGAGUAUAAAUCAUUUUUCCAUCUCAUCAACUCAAAACAAGUUGGUCGCAGUUGGCUGUGACACGAUUGGAGCCCUCUCAGCAUUUGAUUAUGGGGGAAACAACUACACCACAGGAUGUGUGGCUUUGUGUAACAGGCAUAAUGAUAUUGUGGCCAAUGAAUCCUGCUCCGGCACAGGUUGUUGCGAGAUUUCAAUACCCCAAGGUCAUGUGUUAAAUCAAGUAGCCUAUACUUCUGGAAGUGUAUUCAACAAUCACUCUGCAGUACAUGACUUCAAUCCCUGUGGUUAUGCUUUUUUGGUUGAAAAUGGAGCCUACAACUUCAAAUCCACAGACAUCCUCAAGCUGGAGAAGAAAGAGUUUCCUGUGUUGUUGGACUGGGCUGUAGGGAAUCAAACAUGCCAGCAAGCUCAGAAGGAACUUUCAAGUUAUGCAUGUAAGGACAACAAAAGCACAUGUUAUGAUGCAACUGAGAGAUCUGGUUACCUUUGUAGAUGCUUUCAUGGAUAUUGGGGAAAUCCUUACCUCAUUCACGGUUGCCAAGAUAUUAAUGAAUGCAUGGACUCCAAUGACUGUGUUGAGGGAGCAACGUGCAUCAAUCUUCCUGGAAGCUACCAAUGUAUAUGUCCAGCAGAAUAUGAGGGAAACGGGAAGAUGAAUGGAACAAAAUGCAACCCAAAAUCCAGUACCAAAACAAGGAAAGAGAUCAUAUUGAUUAUUGCAUUGAGUGUCAGCAUAAGUUUCGCAGCACUACUGGUGGGAAGCUUUUAUGCGUAUUUGGCAUUGAAGAAAAGAAGGCUCAUUAAACUUAAAGAACAAUUUUUUCAACAAAAUGGUGGCAUGCUGUUACAACAAAAGAUAAUGAGGCAUGGAAAGUCAACUGAAACAGCUAAAGUAUUCACUGUUGAGGAGCUAAAUGAAGCAACCAACAACUUCGACGAAAGCAAGAUCCUAGGCCAAGGUGGUCAGGGAACAGUUUAUAAAGGAGUUUUACAAGAUAAAAGACUUGUAGCAAUAAAGAAAUCAAAAAUCAGUGACAGAAAGCAGAUUGAGCCGUUCAUCAAUGAAGUGAUCGUGCUUUCCCAAAUCAACCAUCGAAAUGUGGUAAGGCUCUUGGGUUGUUGUUUAGAGACAGAAGUUCCCUUGCUUGUUUAUGAAUUCAUUUCUAAUGGUACUGUUUAUGAGCAUCUUCAUGAUCAAAACCAAAUUUUAAAGCUAACAUGGAAAACAAGAUUGGGAAUAGCCAAAGAAACUGCUGGAGUCCUAGCAUACUUGCAUUCUGCUGCAUCUACGCCAAUCAUACAUAGAGAUGUGAAAUCUUCAAAUAUACUCCUAGAUCACAAUCUCGUUGCAAAGGUUUCUGACUUUGGAGCUUCUAGGAUUGUUCCUAUUGAUCAUAGUCAGAUAACCACCCUUGUGCAGGGGACAUUAGGGUAUCUUGACCCAGAAUAUUUCCACACAAGCCAGUUGACAGAGAAAAGUGACGUAUAUAGCUUUGGGGUUGUCCUAGCAGAGCUACUAACGGGAAAGAAGGCACUAUCAUUUAGCAGGCCAGAGGGAGAUAGAAACCUUGCAGUGUACUUUGUUUCUUCAAUGAAAAAGGGUCAGGUACUUCAUAUUUUAGACAAAAAUUUAGAUGGGGCUAAUACUGAGCAACUAAAGGAAGUUGCCCAUAUUGCAGAAAGGUGUUUAAGGGUGAAGGGUGAGGAAAGACCCACCAUGAAAGAAGUGGCAAUGGAACUAGAGGGAAUUUUAGUUUUUGAAGAGCAUUGUUGGGGACGUAGCAAUUUGUCUUCAGAAGAGACUAACAACUUGCUCAGAGAAACGUCGGUUAUCAAUGUUGAAGAUGGUGGCCUUAAUUCCUCGGACUCAUAUAGUAUAAACCAGAUUACGAUGUCAACGAUUGGUGGAAGAUGA